ACACGAAAAAAAGUCGACGGUUGAGAUUUCUUCAUCCUAUGAAUUCGCCACACAAUAUUCAACCACCAUCUAAAGCUCAAACUCAAUUCCAUUCCCUCGCUUUCCGAGCUUCGUCGUCCUUUAAUUCAUCGCAACAGAAGAAAAACACCUGAGGGAAGGGAAGCGAUACGGCGGCGCCUCCAGACUCCGACGAUAAAUAGCACAAGCUUUAAAAAAAGAAAAUGUUCCUGCGAUUGGUCUCGCGGCCAUUGUUGGCGAGGUUCAAAGAGACGACGGGGAUCGUCGGAUUAGACGUGGUUCCAAACGCCAGGGAAGUCCUUAUCGGGCUCUACGACAAGACCUUGAAGGAUAUCCAGGCCGUACCGGAAGACGAAGGAUACCGUAAGGCCGUGGAGAGCUUCACACUCCACCGUCUGAAGGUAUGCCAAGAGGAAGAAGACUGGGAAAUGAUCGAGAAGCGCCUCGGAUGCGGCCAAGUCGAGGAGCUUAUCGAGGAAGCGCGUGACGAGCUCACUCUUGUCGGGAAAAUGAUCGAGUGGGUUCCUUGGGGCAUUCCCGAUGACUACAGAUGCGAGAUUAUUGAAAAUGAUGCUUCAAUUCCCAAGCAUGUACCUCAACACCGUCCCGGUCCUCUACCAGAGGAGUUCUACAAGACGCUCGAAGCUGUUUCCAAGAAGGAUGAGCCUAAAAUCACCUCUGGGGAGCCACAGAUAAAGGAGUAAUAGCAUGCUGAAAAUCAUUUGGCUGGAUACAAUUAGGUUUUAAGACUCGAGGUUUGCAUUUCUUUUUUGUUCUCAUCCUUUUUGUUUAUGUUUUUCAACCUUGAAUUGGUGCCUGUUUCUUCGAUGGAACAGAGUUUAAACCCUAAUACAAUGGAACCAUUCAAUUGCUAAUAAUGUUAAUAUGGGUCCCAAAAA
Gossypium arboreum is the source of this 917-nucleotide messenger RNA. Its product is annotated as probable NADH dehydrogenase [ubiquinone] 1 alpha subcomplex subunit 5, mitochondrial. Gene Ontology annotation, biological process: respiratory electron transport chain. The record is from RefSeq and is a predicted model, not a curated record. NCBI's taxonomy places the organism in Eukaryota, Viridiplantae, Streptophyta, Magnoliopsida, Malvales, Malvaceae. The coding region runs from base 222 to 722 and encodes 166 amino acids. The transcript has 2 exons.